GUGAGCGAGGCUAGGACAACGAUCAGAGGAAAGAUGGCUGCCGCGGCGAACAUUGCGCCGGAGAAUCAGUACUUUUACGAGGAUGUCGUGUAUCGUGUGGACAAGCGAGGCAAUGUCGUUUUCGGCAUCGUCAUGGAGAACGACGACCAUGACAUGUCCGAGGAAAGCACUGACAGCGAAGAGAGCAUGCCGAAGCGCAAGAAGGGCGAGAUCCGUAUGAUCUGGCACCCGUCCGGUAUCGAGGAGUUAGUCAAUUACAAAAAGAUUCACCUGGCAGACAGAACGCUCAUGCCUGGAGAUGUGGUACGCAGAAUGAUCAAGGGAAAAGACACACAGAGGGGUUAUUGCAGGGAUAUUGAGCUAACUGCUUGUGUACAGGUCAUUGGUACUAAGCAGGUUCUCACAGACAUCAAAAGUGAAGAUCUGAUUCCUCUGCAAGAAUUUGCAACAGAUAUGGCAGUUUGUAUGGACUCUUGGGUCGGUGGCAUUAGAAUGACACACUGCAAAUUAUGGUUGGUAACUCCAGAUGGUUCUCACUGUGUUGUGAACGAGAUGAAUUCCUAUGUAUUAGGACAACUGGAAGAGACACGAGAUAAUGUAAGAUUGAACAGUCAAUCAUUUAAGGACAACGAUUUCCCACACUCCACUGAAUUCUAUCCUGGACAGAGUUUGUGGGGACCAGUUCACUGUCUGGAAGAGGCGCAAUGGAUCCAAUGCACAAAGGAGAUGAAGGCAAAGAGGAAAUUGAAGCCACAGAAAAUCACCAAACUGAUUGUGGAGAAAGUGGAGACCGACUGGGUGGGUGUGCAUUGGCAAUGCAGAGCGUACUCGAAAGACGGCGCCUGGUCCGACCAAGCUCAACCAAAAUUUGUGGUCGAGGGCGACGACUUGAAGAAGCUGAAACUAUUGAACGUGUUCGAGCCGUCCACAGUGCAGGUCGGGGACCGUAACUUCUACGUUCUGAAAGGCAACGAGAAUGUCAUUACUCGGGAACAGUGGCGAAAGCAGCAGAGAGAUAUCUUCCAAGUUCCUAAGCAGAGUCCGAGGAAAAUGCGGCCGAUUAUCACGGUGACGAAGCUGCCGGAUGACAAGAAAGAGCCGAAGAAAAACAAAAUGCCCGAGUUGCAACAACGGUCGACGAACGAGAAUGCUCAAACUAUCAGUAUUAAUACGCAAGACGCCACGAGCAACAACACCCUGUUACCGCCGCCUCAAGCCCAACGUGCCGAGAGCUCCGACGAAUGGGAUACCGAGGACACCACCGGCUCUCAAAGUGAUACCGCUUCGGUCUCUAGUGGCUGUUCCAGCAUGUCAUCAAUGGGAAAGAAAAAGAAGGGUCCUGCAUUGAUGACAAAAGUGCUUAAGAAAAAGAAGUUGCGAAAAGCGAAAAAGAAAGUAUCGCCUGUACCGUUAAUUCCCGGGACUAAGAUAGUCGUAGAGACAUUGUCCACUAAUACGAAAGCUAACGUGGUGUGGCAAGACGGCUCAGUAGAAUUUGGUAUACCAUCAACACAAUUAUAUCCAAUCCAUCAUCUGGAUGAUAAGGAAUUUUUCCCAGGUGAUUUCGUCGUAGAUCAAAAGGAGGAAUCCAGAAUGUACGGCGUUGUACAAAGUGUCGAUCAUCAGGGUCGUACAGCUAAGAUUAAAUGGUUCAAAACUUAUACUUCUAGUCAAAACCCAGAGCCGACUUUCCUGGAGGAACGCGAAGUGAGUGUCUACGAUUUGAAGGAUCAUCCGGAUUUCCAGUAUAGACCCGGCACUCUUGUAAUUCGAAUAGCGAAUUUCGAAGGCGAGGAUGCCGGAUGUACUGCUGGUCAAGUGCUGGACAAUUAUCCAGAGGGUCGAGUGAAAGUAUGGUGGGUCGAUGGUCAUAUUAGUAUGUGUUGGCCGCAGGAUUUAUACAAAGUGAGCGAGUACGACAGCGAUGAGGGAGAGCUGUGGGACGACGUGUCUUCUGAUUCAUCGUGGGAGACGGAAUUGGAAGACUGUUUCAUCGCCGAUAACGACGGCACUGAGCAAACGGAAUUAGAGAACAUAAAACCAAAAUUAGCGGCACACAUCGAGAAAGCACGAAUCGCUAUGUCAAGAUUAGAGGAAAUCUUUACGCAGAAUCCGUUGCUACAGACGACCGAGGUCAUGAGGAAGUUACUCGAGGUUUACAAGGAUUGUCGUUACAUGGACAAACUCAUGGGAACCUCGUUCUUUCACGAGUGUCACUUCCAAGGACUCCUCGAGCGAGUGAGGGAACGCGGCAGAGCAAAUGUCGCGCAGCGUAUGGCGGAUCAAGUGACGCGACUCUUCACACCCAAGUCUGAGUGUCCGGAGGAGUUUAUGGACAAAGACAGUUUGAAAAUUUUAGGCAAUGCCGAUGAUCAGUGCUCAACUAACGAGUCAGAAAAGGACACCACGAUUAUGGACACGUCGGAGAGCGAAAACGUUACCAAUGUCGACAACAUCGCGAAAAAGCAGAGCAGCGAAGAAUCGGCCAACCGAUUGUUCAUACACGCCAAUCCUAAUCCCGAAGACUCCGGCUUGUACUCUGCGGAGGACUCGAAGAAGGAAUCAGGCUCGAGCGAGUCCAGCGGUGAGUUUCUCAUGAGCGAGGACGUCAACAACGUGCCGGAAUGUUCGUCUGCAACGGACGCAGUGUCGUCCGAGAAAGCGGACACGAUGACCCGGUCGAAGAAAACUCCGCCGACGAAUCUGGGGUAUUCUCAGUCGGUCGGUGCGUCGCACGUAUGCGUGAAGUUGUGCAACCUCAUCAAGGCACAGCUUGUGUUGGCUCACGGUGAAGUGUCCAAGCGAUUUGGUCUAGCUAAGAUGUCAUUAUCAGACGCGGAGAAGAGCUCUGGUUCUCCGCGGAAGAAGCAGAAGGGAGAGCAGGAGGAAGAACGAAGUGCAAACGAGAUGGUAGCCGAGCCGUCCGAGUGCUCCAUCGAAAUCCCACCGCCGGUUUACAUAGAAGGAGAAGGUUUUUCCAUAGACGAAGCCGCGCCCGACAGCCACAAGUUUAAACUGACUAUGUUCCAGCCCACCGAUCCAACCAACUUCUUCCGGACGGUCUCGAAGGAGCUAAAGCUACUGAAGAGCUCGUUGCCGCCGGGCGUGUGGGUGAAGGGAUUCGAGGAUCGUAUUGAUUUGUACUCCGUCAUGCUCCGUGGUCCCGAAAAAACACCCUACGAGGACGGACUGUUUCUUUUCGACUUUCAGUUGUCAGCCGAUUAUCCGGCUGCGCCGCCUCUUUGUCACUACAUCUCGUACUGCAGCGACCGCUUAAAUCCGAACCUUUAUGAAGACGGGAAGGUGUGCGUGAGUCUAUUAGGUACCUGGUCCGGACGUGGCACGGAGAUGUGGACGACCUCGUCCACUCUGCUGCAGGUGAUCGUCUCGAUCCAGGGUCUGAUCCUCGUGAGCGAGCCAUAUUUCAACGAAGCAGGUUUUGAGAAGCAAAAAGGCUCGCAGCAAGGGCGAGAGAACUCGAGGAUGUACAACGAGAUGGUUGUGCUGAAACUGGUGCAGGCACAGACCAAGUUACUGCUGCACCCGCCGCCAGUGUUUAAGGACAUCAUUAUCAUACACUUCAAGAAACAUUCUGAGAAGCUGUUGCUGAGACUGGUACAUUGGAUGGAAAUAUCCGAGCAGCACAACAAACAGCAUCCGUUGUCUCCGGUUACUCCCACCACAUUUAAAGAGAUCGCCAACAUUGACGAGAAGAUGUUACCAGAAUUCCCGCUCAUCCCGGCAUCCAGGGGCUUCUGCAUAACUCUCCGCAAAACUCUAGCAACAUUCAGGGAGGUGCUCAUUAAAGAGGAUAUAAUACAAAAGCCACGUGGGUGGCAAGAAAGUGAAAACGUCGAGCAGUUAACGAACAAUACCGCCAUACAGUGCCAAGAAACGUCCAAGGUCGCCGAUAAAGCGGCAGUCUGUGACAGGAACAGCAGCAAUACGCAGGAAAGUAAUAAGCAGCCGAUCUCGAGCGGCAGUAGUCGAUCCGUUAAUAAGGAAACGACGAUGUCAUCCUCGUCAACGAAUAGCUCCGCGGCCGCGCUGAGCGAAACGAAAACAAGUACUUCGAGCCAAAACACCAGCUAGCCACAAGGUAAAAGUAAGCUUAAGUCAAAACGCUUAGCCCGUAUAAAUUAUACGACUACUCGGUAAUAUAUUCCAAUAAAUUCAUCUCGGGCGGAAUUUUCCAAUCAUACACGUACACACACACAUAUACAUGCUGAUGACAAAUGCUGACACGUACACCCGCGAUAUAUAAUAUAUCUAUCGAUAAUAAUAUCAUUUAACAAAUCACAACGCGAAACUAAGAUUCCCGAACAGAUGCCGGCAGUCGUUGCUCUCCACAGCUAGAGAUUACACUUGUUGUUCUAAGAGUAACCACACAUAGCGGACACACGUUAAGCGCGAUCAUAGUGGCACGUAUUAACGAACGACUUUGCAAAUCUUACAAUUCGCACACGACUUUUCGUAUACCGUCGAGAACGACGAGCCGUUAAAGACCCGACUGUGAAGCGUCAAAUCGACGUUAAGCGCCAAAAAGGAAGAAGAAAGAGAGAAAAAGAACAAAUUUAUGUAAUACCCCUUGCAUUUAGUUGCGCACUUCUAAAUGAAGGUAUUACAUUGCCUCUAUGACAAAUAAGAAGCUAGUUUGAAUUUCGAUUUAACGAGCAAAAAAGAGAAAGAGAAAAGAGAGAAUCUGUAUAUGAGACUUAACGUGGAGGUAUAAAAGAGGGAUCGUCAUCCUGUAAAAAAGAAAGAAAAGAAAGAGAGAAUAAGGGAGUAAAGAAAGGAAGAAACUCGGCGAAAGAUAGAGACCAGUAGCAAUACGUCGAUUUAAUGAGGAAACAUUCUUUGCAAUAGGAUUUUAAAGAGAUAUACAUCGGUUAAACAAUAAAUAGUCGAUAAUUUUCAGCGCGUUUUCACGGCCGCAACUUUGAGUAAUGACGUCGUCGAGGCGAAAUAAUGGAUCGAUGAUGACCAUUCCCGUCGAAUGUGUAUCUUGAAGUUAUUAUGCCAUCCAUAACGUACUACGAUAUUCUCAAGCGAAAAACUUAUUGAAGUGACUUUAAUCGCAAAAGGUAGGGCAGAUAGUUUUAGAAACAAACACAAAUAUAAGAAGAAAUCCGUAUCUAGGCGAGAUCUACUGAUGGCUAGGUUGUCCAGGUGUUAUGGAUUUUCUUAGCGAUAGCUCGUAAAAAGAGGUAGAGGCGACUUAGCGAAGCGUAUUUUAAAUUCACGAACAUAAUCUUCCCUCUGCCGAGAGUCUCUGUGCAUUUCCACGAUAUUCUCCUUCCAUUUGUGUACGUUAAUUUUCGGGAAAGAGUUUAGGACUGAUUUCUGUACUUAGUGUGUCGUUCAUAAUUAUUAUUUACUAUUAUCAUUAUUGUUAUUAUUAUUUAGAGCAUUAAUAUUUAUGGUGCACCGUAAAAGUGGAGUACAGUAUUAUAUUUAUUUAUUUCGUCUCUAAUACACAUGUAUGUGUUAUAUGUUACACGUAUUUACAUAUACGUUGGAGAAGUUAGCGGGAUUAAAAAAAGGGAAAAUUUAUCGAAAAUAUUCGGAUAAAGAAAGGCGUGUAGUGAUUCGGUCGGCGAUUAACAGUAAAGCGAUACGCGAUAUUAAAUAAAAGUCGAUUGGAGAGAAAAGAAAACGCACAUCAAAAGCGAUUGUGUAGACGUUAGCUCUCUAUUUCAUAUCGAUCACGAUAUGCAAUCGUGUUUGCAAGAAAUCGUGUAUUUUUGCAGCUUUGUUUAACAUUCACGCAUCCCCUGUGAAAAAAAGAGUAAGAAUCGCAAAGAAGCCGAGAAGGGAGAAAGUGUACGUGCAAAGGAUUAAAACUCGCUAAUUUAUUCCGCAAUCUUGUCGUCGAUGUGUCAGCUAAUGUCGAGAGAGUACGUAGCUGUCGGGAAAGAAAAGAACAAAAAGAAAAGCGCGAUAUACGUAUUCUAGUCGUGAUACGAAGUCCUGUAUGCAGCAGACGCUUGUUUAAUUUUUGUUUGUAUCGUUUUGUUUUUUUCCUUCCAACAUUCGUUCGAGACUGUUCUUCCUGCUUCCUACGCCCUGCUGCCCCUACCCCCGCCGUUCCGCCCCCGUUCCCCGCCUUUCGCUCUUUCGCUCAUUGUCAUUGUCAUUAUCAUUUUGAGAUUGUUUCAUUUUACCACGAGCGAAAUCGUCGUCGUUUCUUCGCGUCUGCGAAUCUUCAGUUCGGAAUGUUUCUCGAGCUCGACCUCUGACACACUCGCGUUUGUACAACUGCGUCAUUGUACAACUGCGUCUGGCGCACGGAUUCGGCCGAAAUUGCAACGAUUUCAUGAUAAUGGUUUACUACAGAUGUAACUCGGUCUCUUUGAUUUUUGGAUCAAUAAAAAGACAUUACAGGAUCAA
Odontomachus brunneus is the source of this 6390-nucleotide messenger RNA. Its product is annotated as (E3-independent) E2 ubiquitin-conjugating enzyme UBE2O. Bases 34 to 4092 code for a protein of 1352 amino acids. NCBI's taxonomy places the organism in Eukaryota, Metazoa, Arthropoda, Insecta, Hymenoptera, Formicidae. The record is from RefSeq and is a predicted model, not a curated record. The transcript is spliced from 8 exons.